This is a messenger RNA of Mus pahari (shrew mouse), 2423 nucleotides long. RefSeq names its product tectonic family member 2 (gene Tctn2). Bases 101 to 2206 code for a protein of 701 amino acids. The transcript has 18 exons. Lineage: Eukaryota; Metazoa; Chordata; Mammalia; Rodentia; Muridae. Gene Ontology annotation, biological process: cilium assembly; smoothened signaling pathway; protein localization to ciliary transition zone. The record is from RefSeq and is a predicted model, not a curated record. Gene Ontology annotation, cellular component: MKS complex.
GGGCAUUUAGCUUGGCAAUAUGGCGUCGGCGAGGCAGCGAAGGCCGCCGCUUUUUCUCUUCCAGGCUCUUCUGGGUUUCUGAGGCAGGCCGGCCCCGAGUAUGGGCUCUCUGUCGCCGCUCAGCUUCCUGUGGGGACUCCUCCUGCUGCAGGGCGUCCUGAGGCCGCUGCGCGGGGACCCGGUUUUCAUCCCACCUUUCAUCCGGAUGUCCAGCCCUGAGGUCCGCGCGACCCUGGUCGGAGGCAGCGAGGAUGUCGCCGUGUCUCUGGCUCCGCUGCAGGUCGAGGACGGAGUGUUACCAGUUCCUACCUGUGGCGGCCUCCACAAUGAGACAGCGGAUUGGAAUGUGACUGUGAGCCCCCGAGAGAACACGCUGGAAGUGACCAUAAGGUGGAAGAGGGGUCUAGACUGGUGCUCCGCAGGCGAGACGGCCUCGUUCUCAGAGCCCCCGUGCGUCGUGCAGACCCUGCUGGUUUCAGCCUCCCACAAUGCAUCCUGCUUAGCGCAUCUGCUCAUCCAGGUGGAGAUUUAUCCUAACACAUCUGUAACCCACAACGUGUCAGAGAACAUGACUGUCAUUCCUAACCAAGUCUGUCAGCCCCUGGGUCCCUGCCCGUGCGACCUAACAGCCAAGGCCUGUGACAUUCGAUGCUGCUGUGACCAGGACUGUCAGCCGGAACUAAGAGAGCUGUUCCAAUGGUCCUGCUUCUCCGGCGUGUUUGGAGGGCACGUCAGCCCUCCGUCCCACCAUCACUGUGCAGUCGGCACUACACACCAGACUCCUGACUGGUUUCCCUUCCUGUGUGUGCAGUCGCCACCCUCCACCUCGCCGUUCCUGGGUCACUUCUACCACGGUGCCACUUCCCCCAGACAUUCCCCCGGCUUUGAAGCCCAUUUGCACUUCGACCUAAGAGACUUCGCUGACGCCAGUUACAAACAAGGAGAUCCCAUUUUGACCACGGAGGGGUAUUUUACCAUCCCUCAGGUGUCUCUAGCUGGGCAGUGUCUACAGGAUGCUCCUGUGGCUUUCCUGAGGAAUUUUGACAGUAUAUGUACCAUGGACCUAGAAGUGCACCACGGAAGAGAUGGAAUUGUCCCCGAGAACGUGAAGAUCCGCACGACAGGAGGCCCAGUCACACCAACUGUAACCUAUGAGGAAGCCACUGACCUGGACAAGCUCAUCACCAGUCCAGACACAAUUUUAAGUGUCGGAUCGGCCCCCAGAAACGUGAAUGUGGAAGAACAUUAUGUUUUUAGAUGGCAAAAUAAUUCCAUCAGCGGCUUAGACAUCACAAUCGUCCGGGCAGAAAUCAGUGCCCACCAGAGAGGAACGAUGACCCAGAGAUUCACAGUGAAGUUUUUAAGCCAUCACAGUGGUGGUGAGAAGGAAUUUUCUGGAAAUCCAGGUUACCAGCUUGGCAAGCCGGUCCGAGCCCUGCGUGCCGACGACGGGAUGAACGUCAGCACACUGCACCUCUGGCAGCCAGCUGGAAGGGGCCUGUGCACAUCAGCCACUCUCAGACCCGUUUUAUUUGGAGAAAAUGUCUUCUCUGGCUGCCUGCUAGAAGUUGGGAUUAAGGAGAACUGUACACAGCUCAGGGAGAAUGUCCUUCAGAGACUGGAUUUGCUGAUACAGGCAACGCACGUUGCGAGGAGAGGCAACUCGGACUACAGUGAUCUGAGUGAUGGCUGGCUGGAGAUCAUACGUGCCGACACCCCUGAUACAGGGGCCGACCUGCCCCUGAGCCGUGCGAAUGGCGUGUGCCCGGAAGUUCCAGCCCGGCUCUCCAUCCGCAUUCUUACUGCUGAAGCUGGCUCUGUGGAAGGGGUGGCUCAGCGGGAGAUCCUGGCUGUGGAGACAAGGUUUUCCACCGUGACCUGGCAGUACCAGUGUGGGCUCACCUGUGAGGACAAGGCCGACCUUCUCCCUCUCACUGCCUCUGUAGAGUUCAUUAACGUCCCUGCGCAGAUGCCCCGCCCCCCGACGAGAUUCCAGAUCAACUUCACAGAGUACGACUGUACCCGCAAUGAGCUGUGUUGGCCCCAACUCCUGUACCCUCUGACCCAGUACUAUCAAGGGGAGCCCCAGUCUCAAUGUGUGGCCAAAGGCCUGAUGCUGCUGUCACUCCUCAUGCUGGCUGUCCUCCUCAGGCACCCCUGGGUCAGGAUGUGCAAAGCCUGGGACUCAGCUCCCAUCUACCAUUAAGUUUCCUCGGAGACUCAGCGUACUCAGCGGCUCCCCAUCAGCCCGUGCGCCCCUCUGAAACCUGUCGGUUUGAGACAGGGUCUCUCUACGUAGCCCUGGCUUGCUUCUAAGCUCACAGAGAUUUGCCUGUCUCCACCUCUGGAGUGCUGGAUUAAAGGCAUGCUCCACCAUGCCUGGCCUCUCUGAACCAUUUUAAUAAACAGAAUGUCUAUUUUUA